This is a messenger RNA of Colletotrichum chrysophilum, 3429 nucleotides long. RefSeq lists its product as uncharacterized. Gene Ontology annotation, biological process: sister chromatid cohesion. Gene Ontology annotation, molecular function: chromatin binding. Lineage: Eukaryota; Fungi; Ascomycota; Sordariomycetes; Glomerellales; Glomerellaceae. The record is from RefSeq and is a predicted model, not a curated record. The transcript has 3 exons. The coding region runs from base 1 to 3429 and encodes 1142 amino acids. Gene Ontology annotation, cellular component: nucleus; cohesin complex; chromatin.
AUGGAAAGCGCGACAGCAUCUCCCGAGCCCGAGUCCUCGUCGCGUCGCCGGUCCGGACGCGUCGUGCGAGCCCCCGAGAAGUUCAGCCCGGAGCCUGUGACCGCACCAAAGCGCAAGAGAGGCCCCGAUCACGAUGAGGACGACGAAGAAAAUGACGAUAACGAGCCCCUGUCCGAUGCCACGAUGACCGAUGGCGACAGCGCCGACGAACGUCCCCGCCCUAGGCCCAAGAAGCGAUCUGCUGCUGCACAAGGAAACCGCGUAAAGAAACCCGCCACUAAGAAGCCAAAGACCAAUGGUGUAGGCCCAUCUGGUCACCCCGCGAGCCUGCCAUCACGUCCCAAGAAGACGGUCAGAAUCGCUGCCGUCGACAAGGAAGGCAGUGGCCUAUAUGCGGAGGUCUUUGGCUCUGGUUUGCCCUCUGAACACGUUGCGGAUAAAUGGCAAGAGAGGUAUCAAAGGAAUGAUGCCCUCGCCAUUGUCGAACUAGUCAACCUCGUCCUGCAAGCAUCUGGCUGCGACCUCGAGAUCACUGAGGACGAUGUUCGUGACCCUGACAACUGUCAAGCUCGUCUUACUGAGCUUCAAGAUCUUUUCCAGGAGAAUACCAAAGCCUUCCGUGACCUUCUCACAGGCUUUUUCAAAUCUGUCGUCCGCAGUGUUCACGAUACAGAUGUCCUCUACAACGACCAGACUCUGAUGGAGAACCUUGUGCGCUGGAUAGCAUCCAUGUCAACUUCGUCGCUUCGUCCCUACCGUCACACAGCUACUACAGUCAUUCUCUCCCUGGUGUACGGGCUGAUCGAGGUCGCUACAACCCUUGAUGCGCGCAUCACGGCAAUUGAACAGCAGGUUGCUCAAGCCAAGAGAGGCAAGAACAAGGCAAAGCUUGCAGAAAUGCAGCACAGCCUUGACGAGGCCAACAACAACAGAGAGCUGUGCGGCCACCAUAUCAAGGACUUCUUCGAUACCACGUUUAUCCACAGAUACCGAGAUAUUGAUCCACGUAUCCGGACAGAAUGUGUCGAAGCACUGGGAUCCUGGAUCCUGGGUCUUCCCACAGUCUUUAUGCAGCCGGAAUACCUUCGUUACCUGGGAUGGAUGCUUUCUGACACGGUUGCUUCCACGCGACAGGAAGUCUUGAGACAACUUGCACGUAUUUUCAGACGUGGUAUCUCACAACUUGGCCACUUCAUUGACCGAUUCCGCCCUCGCCUCAUUGAAAUCGCGACGAAGGACGCUGAGGUUUCCGUGCGCGUGGCAGCCGUGAGCGUCAUUAAUGUUCUCCGGGAUGCCGGAAUGCUCGAACCGGAAGAAAUGGAUACCAUUGGCAAGUUGAUAUACGACAGCGAUAUCCGAAUUCGUAAAUCAGUCGUGAGCUUCUUCGUGUCUUGCGUUGAAGACUUCAUCACUACCAAAAUGGAGGAACUCGGCGGCCAGGAUGCGCUAGAUGAAGUUUUCGGCGAGAUUGAAGAGGACGACUACGACUCGCCUCGCAGCACGUGGGUCAACAUCAAGUGCUUGGCAGAGACACUUGCGGCAUACGACGAACAGCUUGAGGGUGAACAACAAGACGCGAACCCUCAAGGUCUAGCCGUAGCCGCCGACGUUCUUCAAGCAAGCGUGCCUGAUACUAGGAUAUCACUCGCUGCUCAGGUGCUCUUCGACAAGGUUCCGUUCGUCAAGGAGUGGGAAGUCCUGUCCGGCUAUCUGCUUUACGAUCAUACCGUCAGUUCCAAGUCAAGAUCCAAGAGUGCCUCUACGGAAACGGCCUUUAAGAAAGCUGUUGGUCCUGUGGGUUCUGAGGAGGCCAUUCUUCUGGAGGUUCUCGCUUCUGCAGUAAAAAUGUCCUUGUUACAGUCGGCAGAAGCUGAAAAGGCUAGGAAGAGGGGCGGACGCUCCGAAGUCGCCGAGGCACAAGAAGACACUGCUCUGGAUCUCGCGACGGCCAUCCCUCAACUUCUCAACAAGUUCGGGGCUGAUCCUGCCACGGCGACUAUUGUUCUCAGAAUGGAGCACUUUCUUGACCUUGAGGUUUUCCAAACAUUGCGGCAGGAUUCGACAAAAUACGAGAAGCUGCUGGAUGAGAUCAGCACUCAAUUCAACAGACACGAUGAUAAGAGAGUCAUUGCCGAAGCGGCUGCUGCUCUUCUUCAUUCUCGACAAUAUGAAGAGCUUGAGGAACUCACUGAUGGAAAGCUUGCUGUGCUAUGGGAGAAUGUCAUUACAACUUUACGUGGCUUCGACAAGACAUGUGAGCUUUCCAUCAGAGGCAAUCUUGAGGCAGAGCAUCUCACAGCGCUGUCUACUGUUCUUAUGAAAAUUAGUGAGCUAGCUCGCAUCUCUGACCCUGUCGAGAUCCUGGAGGCCGAAGGUCGGGCGGCCGAUUCAAUGUCGUCGUCGAUCGAGAUCCUGAUCAACAUCGCCAACCGCGGCACGUUCGAUGACCCCAACGAGGAAUUGGACGACUUGGAAGACGAGGUUGCGUCCUUUGCGAUUAAAGCCACCCAGUUCUACUUCAUGUGGAAGGUAAAGAGCCUCGAAAAAGUCAUUCACAGCGGUGCCGAGAUCUCCGAUACUGUUGUGGAUGAGUUAUCCGUCUUGCGCAAAAAGUACGAUACCAACUUGAUCAAGACUCUUUCGUCGCGAGCCGUCAUUGAUGACACUCGUCUUUUUGCCGCUGGCGCCCUAUGCGACGUUCACGUUCUUUUCGGCACUCUGCGCAACUUUGUUGAGCCCACUCGCGGCACCGCGACGUAUAGGAAGCUUGCGGGCCUCAUGCGUGAACUUGAGCCGAGGCUCUUACCGGAGCUCAUUUCCAUCUACGACGGUAUCGAGAAGAGCUACGCGAAGAGAACGAAGAAGACGCUCAACGAGCCGGCGGAUGACGAGGAGCCCAUGGAUGAUGAUGAUUCUGACGAUGAGGAAGACGACGAUGAGACUCUUAGCUUUGAAGAGCGUCUCGCUCUGGAACUCAAGUCCGAGAAGGCUCUUUGCGAGCUGGCAGCCAAGUACGUCUUGGCUGUCGUGCAAAAGGUCCUGGACCAGUCAGGUCCCCAUGCCGGAAAACUUCGCAAGCGGCUCCUUCGAAAUCAGACCCGGCUGGGGAAAAAUUUUAGCGAAGUCGUUGCUUUCCUCGACGAGAACAAAGUCCGAGAACAUCUUUACGGCAAGAAGCAGGCUCAACGGGCAAAGACUGCCGCGGCGAAGCCAGCAUCCAAGAAGCCAGCGCGGAGUGAGGAAGUUGUCGUCGAAGAUGAAGAAGAAGAGGACGGGCUUGAGGAGCCCGAGCCGGAGCCGGAAGAGGGUUCAAGAGAAGACCUACGCCGGCGCGAACUACUGGAGGAGGAAGAGGAAGAAGAAGAGCCGGAGCCAGAGGAAGCUCCAGCUAAUAAUGAUGCCGAUGACGACGAUGUAUUGGGUGACUAG